GUGCCGAUCACCAGGCCUUUCAUCCUCCGGCAUUGUUAUAAUCACGACUCUCCCAGUCCGCCAUAAGAUGUGACCUUCGAUGGCUUCCAACACCACCACCCAUGACCACUUUAUGUCGUCUACGAUACGAUUACGACCUCGACCACGACCAAGCAGACCCAAGCGGCCCAAGUAUCGUGCUGCGAGAGCCUUCUACAUCUUCCUCUUCCUCGGAACGUGCUUUGCGACAUACUCGCUCCUCACGCAUGCCUAUCACGAAUACUACUCACCUCCUCGCACUCUGCACACCCGCGCUCUCGAGCAGCCGAUACACAAAUUGGGUGGAGGCGACGAAGAAUGCAGGCUGGUACACAAAGCGCGAGACCAAUGCGCCUACAUACGUGCGCAUUGUCCAGCAGAUGAAGGUGGAUUCACUGCCUAUCUGGAACUAUACUUUUGCAGACUGAAAGAUGCGAAACCAGUCGCCUUCCUCAUCCUGAUAUCAUGGCUAGGCCUACUCUUUUCCACGAUUGGAAUCGCAGCCAGCGAUUUCUUCUGCAUAGAUCUCAGCACGAUUGCUGGCAUCUUGGGCAUGAGCGAGAGCGUGGCAGGAGUCACGUUUCUAGCGUUUGGAAAUGGCAGUCCAGAUGUGUUUUCCACAUUUGCCGCCAUGAGCACUGAUAGUGGUAGUCUCGCCGUGGGCGAGUUGUUCGGCGCCGCAGGCUUCAUUACGGCUGUGGUUGCAGGAUCCAUGGCGCUUAUCAGACCCUUUCAUGUUGCUCGUAAGAGCUUCGUGCGAGACGUGGGCUUCUUUAUCGUCGCUGCAGCGUUCAGCAUGCUCUUUCUUUGGGAUGGAAGGUUGCACUUCUGGGAGUGUGCUGCGAUGGUGCUCUACUACAUCAUUUAUGUCGCAUUUGUCGUUGGUUGGCACUGGUGGCUUGGACGGCGGAAGCGAAGAAGAGCAAAGGAAGUUGCAGCACGAGGUCACUUUGUGCCGGAUGAUGACGAGCUUGACCCGGAGCAAGAAGAAUAUCACGACGAUCCAGAUGAAGCUCCCGAGAGACCAUCUUUCUCGCGUGGCACAUCCCGCGAGGACUGGGCUGCGCUGGAAGGCGGCUCACCGUACGACGAAGGCAAUGAGGAUGAUGAAGAGGAAGCGAGAGACAGGUGGAUGAGCGAACUUGCUAGCAAUAUGAGAUUGACGAGGAACACCCGCGCAAGGAGCAAUACAGUGACACCAGUCAGGCCUUCUCUGGUGGGAGCUCUUGAGUUUCAAGCAGUACUCAAGUCACUUCAGAAGUCACGCAACAUCAAGACGAUACCCAUGAAUUCGCGGAGAUUUUCGGACGAUCCAGCAUACACAACAGCACAGCAGCAAGACCUGUUGUCAUCACCAUCAGAUCCCGCAAGCCGCCCACCAUAUGAGAUAUUGAUAACGGACGAGGAAGUCACGUCACCCAUAGUACAGACUCACAUCCAGCAACCGAACCUUGCAGCUCCACAAUCUGCACCACCAUCGCGGACGCGGGCUGUGUCAGCAAACGAUGCCGCAGCGUUGCGCAUCAACACCAAUUUGCAGAAGCUGAGCCCGGUAACGUCCGAGGACAAUUUGGUCGACUUGAGCACUUCCAAGCACAAAAAGUCUGACAGUCUUGCGGUUCCAUCUGUGGAAAGUCUCCAAGUCCCGAGAUCUCCGCUACUGACUGUGGAGCCUGCGACGCCUCGCCGUGAAGUACCAACACAGCGUCGUCGUGCAAAAACGGAUGCUCGUCCAGGUUCGAUGCUCUUGACACCCGAUGAUGCUAGAGGCAGACCAGGCACAGGAGACUAUUUCUACCCUCAUGCUCCUUCUCGACGUGGCACCGACUCGCCAGUGGACGAUCCUUCACAACCUGCACGUGUGCCAAGCGCUCGAAAUUUGCCCAAGAUCAUGAUUCCAGGCAAGGCUAGGUCACCAGGUUCCUCACGCAGCACUUCGCCCUUUCCUGCAUACCGAGAUUUUCCCUCGCCAUCAGUGACUGGUAGUGACCGGUCUCCGAUUAGCACGCGGCCUCCCAGCAUAUACCUACCUGGGCCACAGCUCUCCAGUUUGGCAUCUCCUGAAUCAAUAGCGGCAGAUGACAGCGCAGAGCAAGAGAGACCGCGCCGACCAGAUUGGCUCGCCAGGAUAUGGCCAUACAGAAUCUUACCACCACCUGGUGUCAUGAUUUCCACAUUGUUUCCUACUAUCUACCAUUGGCACGAGAAGACAUGGUGGGAGAAAUGCCUCGGUAUCGUCGCUGCGCCCAGUGUCUUCUGCUUGACCAUCACCUUACCUGUAGUGGAGAGUGAAAAGGAAUUGAAUGAUUCUGUUUCUGAGCAUCCACAUAAAGAUUUCAGCUGGGAUUCUGCUCGCUCAAAAAGUAUCCCUGCGCUACUCACACCAGCCACUCCAGGAUCUGGAGGGAUCAAAGGCGUCACUCCUGAAUGGAUGGAUGAUCCUGAUACGCCACAUCCUCACAGCAUGGAGACUGCAGGCGUCACUGGCAUGGGCAACUCGGCCAGUAUUGCAGUAGGCGCAGAAGAGCAUUACCGCACCAACGAUGGCAUGCAUGUGCCCCGUCUCACCAGUGAGCCGCAGGCCAUGGAUCAGUCGCUCCUUGACGAGGUGCAAGAAGCUCCACCUGAGCCAUGGAAUCGCUGGCUGACACUCAUCCAGCUCUUCACAGCGCCAAUCUUCAUUGUGCUCUCGAUAUACCUUCAGGCUCCGGACGGGCUCCCCAUGUCUUGGCUGGUCCGGGCUAUCUUCAUCUGUCUACCGAUAUCAAUCGGUUUACUCGUCCUGAUGCUGCUCACAACUACACCGACGCGCCGACCAGAACCUUACCGUAUCAUUCUUUCUCUCGCGGGCUUCGUUGUCGCCAUUGCUUGGAUCUCGGCGAUAGCGUCCCAGGUGGUCGGCGCUCUGAAAGCACUGGCAGUCAUUCUCAAUAUGUCACACGCGAUCAUGGGCCUGACCAUCUUUGCAGUCGGCAAUUCUCUGGGUGAUCUCGUUGCUGAUGUGACUGUCGCUAAGCUCGGUUACCCGGUCAUGGCACUUUCAGCUUGCUUCGGAGGCCCAAUGCUGAACAUCUUACUGGGAGUGGGCUUGAGCGGUUCUUACAUUCUGAUCAAAGGAGCGGAGAGACGACAUGAAAAACACCCUACCAAAGGAAUCAAGUUUCAUUCUUACCACAUGGAUGUCAGCAAGACGCUGAUUGUGAGUGGGAUCACACUCCUGAUCACUCUACUUGGACUGCUGAUUGCUGUGCCCAUGAACAAUUGGGUUCUUAGCAGGAAGAUUGGCUGGGCGUUAAUCGCAUUGUGGACUCUGAGUACUAUCUUUAACGUGGUCAUUGAGGUAACCGGCAUCUUGGGUGACGCAGAGAGUUUGUUUCAUAUUGGGCAGAAGUGCAUGGGGAUCGCGUGUUGAUUUUGCGAUCAUGAUACCACUUGAGCGGGCAUUCGUGUUCUUCGUGCGAACAUGUACAUAAAUCGCGUCGCGUACAUACAAUCGGGUAUUAUAGUGAUGAUUGAUGAUCCCA
Molecule: messenger RNA, 3542 nt
Organism: Sphaerulina musiva SO2202
Lineage: Eukaryota; Fungi; Ascomycota; Dothideomycetes; Mycosphaerellales; Mycosphaerellaceae
Product: Na_Ca_ex-domain-containing protein
Exons: 1
Coding region: 80-3430 (1116 amino acids)
Biological process (GO): monoatomic cation transport; intracellular calcium ion homeostasis; transmembrane transport
Cellular component (GO): membrane
Molecular function (GO): monoatomic cation transmembrane transporter activity
Source: RefSeq, a predicted model, not a curated record